GAUGUCCAAGACCAAAGCAAUGGCAUUUCUACUUCUCUUUGCUUUACAAUUUAUGAUAGGAAUGGUUGUGGCAGCGGAUGAAUCAGCUAAUAACCUUGGCACAGUGAUUGGUAUUGAUCUUGGAACAACGUACUCGUGUGUUGGUGUUUAUAAGAAGGAUCACGUUGAGAUCAUCGCCAACGACCAAGGCAACAGGAUCACUCCUUCAUGGGUCGCAUUCACCGACUCCGAGCGUCUCAUCGGAGAAGCGGCCAAGAAUCAAGCUCCUCUUAACCCUAAACGCACUAUCUUCGAUGUCAAGCGCCUCAUUGGGAGGAAGUUUGAUGACCCUGAGGUUCAGAGAGACGUAAAGUACUUACCUUAUAAGAUUGUGAACAAGGAUGGAAAGCCUUAUAUUCAGGUCCAAGUCAAAGGUGAAGACAAGGUGUUUAGCCCCGAAGAGAUAAGCGCCAUGGUAUUAACUAAGAUGAAGGAAACCGCUGAAUCUUUCUUGGGGAAGAAGAUAAAAUCCGCUGUCAUUACUGUUCCAGCAUAUUUUAAUGAUGCGCAAAGACAAGCCACCAAGGAUGCUGGCACCAUUGCGGGUCUUAACGUGGCGAGGAUAAUCAAUGAACCAACAGCGGCUGCUAUAGCAUAUGGUUUGGACAAGAAAGGAGGGGAGAAGAACAUUCUUGUCUAUGAUCUUGGUGGUGGUACUUUUGAUGUUAGCAUCUUGACCAUUGAUAAUGGUGUGUUUGAGGUUUUGGCUACAAGUGGAGAUACACAUUUAGGAGGAGAGGAUUUCGACCACCGCCUCAUGGAUUAUUUCAUCAAAUUGAUAAAGAAGAAGUACAACAAAGACAUCAGCAAUGAUAACAGGGCAAUUGGGAAGCUCAGAAGGGAGUGUGAGAGAGCCAAGCGAGCUUUGAGUAGCCAGCACCAAGUCCGGGUUGAGAUCGAGUCUCUUUUCGAUGGCAACGACUUCUCUGAGCCAUUGACAAGGGCCAGGUUCGAGGAACUCAACAUGGACUUGUUCAAGAAGACAAUGGGGCCUGUCAAGAGAGCUAUUGAAGAUGCAGGGCUCAAGAAAACAGAUAUUGAUGACAUUGUGUUGGUUGGAGGUAGCACUAGGAUUCCCAAAGUUCAACAGCUAUUAAUGGAUUUCUUUGAGGGCAAGGAACUCAAUAAAGGUAUCAAUCCUGAUGAGGCUGUUGCUUAUGGUGCUGCAAUCCAAGGUGGGAUUCUUAGUGGUGAAGGCGGCGAAGAAACCGAAGACCUUCUCCUUCUUGAUGUUGCUCCUUUAAGUUUGGGAUUAGAGACAGUUGGUGGUGUCAUGACAAAAAUAAUACCAAGGAACACCGUUAUUCCAACUAAGAAGUCUCAGAUUUUCACUACUUACCAAGAUCAACAAACCACUGUGUCCAUUAAGGUUUACGAAGGCGAAAGAGCCCUAACAAAGGAUUGUCGCGAACUCGGGAAGUUUGAUCUCAGUGGCAUUCCACCUGCCCCAAGGGGUGUGCCACAAAUUGAGGUUACUUUUGAGGUUGACGCCAAUGGAAUCCUCCAUGUGAAAGCAGAGGACAAAGCAGGGAAGAAAUCGGAAUCGAUCACCAUCACCAAUGACAAAGGACGUUUAAGCCAAGAAGAGAUUGAAAGGAUGGUUAAGGAGGCUGAAGAACUGGCUGAAGAGGACAAGAAGGUUAGGGAAAGAAUCGAUGCGCGGAACAAGUUGGAGACUUACAUCUUCAAUAUGAGGAGCACCAUCAAUGAUAAAGACAAGCUCUCUGAUAAGAUUGAUUCGAAUGAUAAGGAGAAGAUAGAGGGCACAUUGAAGGAUGUUCUUGAAUGGUUGGAUGAUAACCAAAACGCAGAAAAACAAGACUUUGAAGAGAAACUGAAGGAGGUUGAGGCAGUGUGUAAUCCUGUUAUCAAGGAGGUGUAUGAGAAGAGUGGUGGUAGUAGCUCCUCUGGCUUCGAUGAUGAAGAAUCAACUGAUGAACUAUAGAGACUAACAGCUAAACAGCCACGUUAUUUUUUGUUGUCAUUAAUUCUUUGUUUACUUAGUUACUAUAGAAUAUAUCAUAAUGUAAUUGCGGCACAUCCUCUUUUUAUUUUGUUUACUUUUUCAUUGCUGCUCCUUCUUUUUAAGUUUUUCUUGCAUGAAAUUUCAGUAGGGGUAGAUUUCAGUAGGGGUGAGCACGGUAAAUC
Messenger RNA from Arachis stenosperma, 2187 nucleotides. RefSeq names its product luminal-binding protein 5-like. Lineage: Eukaryota; Viridiplantae; Streptophyta; Magnoliopsida; Fabales; Fabaceae. The coding region runs from base 2 to 1984 and encodes 660 amino acids. The record is from RefSeq and is a predicted model, not a curated record. Gene Ontology annotation, cellular component: membrane; endoplasmic reticulum lumen; endoplasmic reticulum chaperone complex. The transcript is spliced from 6 exons. Gene Ontology annotation, biological process: cellular response to unfolded protein; protein refolding; endoplasmic reticulum unfolded protein response. Gene Ontology annotation, molecular function: heat shock protein binding; ATP-dependent protein folding chaperone; ATP hydrolysis activity.